AUAUUGUAAAGGUGUCCAAGCUUGAGGCUUUGGGUGUGGAGACGGCCAUUUUAUCCUUUGACAGUCAAAAGGCCAGCUUAGAGGUCUUUGAAAUGAGUAGCAAGGAAGCCACUGUGUUCCUUGAUUCAACGGACACAGUGAACAGUUUUGCACUGCAUUUCAAAGCCAGCUCCUCAGCCGCAACACCCACUACUAAAGAUCCCAUCAUUGUGCUUUUGAAAAAAGUGCAAGAUCUUUUCAACCAGAGAUAUAAGGAGGCCGGAGGUACUGGAAGGCUCCCCUACCAGUCCCUUGUGAAUAACAGUGCAACGAUCAAAGUUGCUGGGCUGCCCACUGGACUUGACAUCAAGAAGCCCUCCUUUUACGGAAGAAACCAAUUAGAGGCCAUUUUGGCAGCUGCUGAGCAAAUUUCAUUUGAAAUAAAUACAGCACAAUGCAACCCCAAUGACAUGGCACAGGGAAUGUCCGAGCGCAUGGACGCCGAAGAAUACAAAAAUGCACGUCCCUGUACAGGACAUCAUGGACCAAUUCCAGUCCAUGAUGUCCUGUACGGGGACGUUAAUGGACAAGGCCAAGUCCAGAGAAGUUACCGUAGACCUCGGUGUGAGUGCUCUCCCUGGAGGAGUGAAGUUUCCCGACAGUGCCGGAGCAUUUCAUUAUGGCGAGAGCGGGAAGCUGCUGUCUGUCCCAGCAACAGAUUAAUUCACUGGUGUACAUCCGGGGACUCGGUGCAGCUGGUGGAGCAGUCUCUGGACACCAACCUGCUGAACAACGCGGUGAGACUGCGGCUGAGUCACUGCAGCGUUCUGCCCGGAGGAGUCCACAUCCAGGAGACGCUCAACAACGUCGUCAUCCUCGUCUCCACCAAUCGGAGCGUCCACAGGCUGCUGCUGCCGCACCCCUCACGCAUGUCCCGCAGCGAUCUGGUGACGGAGCUACACAUGCAGUCCAUCUUCACUGACGUGGGGAAGCUGACUCUGCAGGACGCCGCUCACAGCGCCGUCAUCCCCGGCUCGCUGAGUCCCAGCACCAGCACCGCCUGGCUCAGUCAGUCUGGAGAAACUCACUACGCUCUGGCUGCACCGGCCGGAGGCAUCGUGGUGCUCUCUCUGCCGCCGCACGGCACGCAAGGUAGCAUGUCGGUGGUGGAGCUGAAGAGGAGCUCCAGGAUGCCGACAGCGAUCCGUGGGGAUCAGAGUCCGUCUGACCGAGCGCUUAGUCUGGCUGUCGGAGAGCUGGAGGAAGACUGCUUCAUCUUCGCUUUGUGUCAGGAUCACAAGCUGCGCAUGUGGUCCUUCAGGGAGCAGGCGUGUGUGCUGGAGGCCGACAUGUUGGCCUACAUGCCGGCCUGUAAAGGCGUGAAGCGUAACCCUGGUAACGGCCACCGUCUGCGCCUGGCGUUCUCCCCGAACACGGGUCUGUGUCUCUGCGUCUACUUCGCCGUCCCUCAGAGGGGACAGUUCACCGUGCUGCAGCUGGUCGCCGCCGAUAACCGGCGCUACAGCCUCGAGCACAUCUCCUCCCUCUUCACCACACAGGAGACUCUGGUGGAUUUCUCUCUGACCCCGACAGACAUCUGGGGCGUCUGGGCGAACGAAUCCAACGCCUUCGUCGUCAAAUACAUCAACUUUGAGGAUCAGAAAAAACCUUCUGCAGCAGAAGCCAGACCUUAUCCCAACAUAUCUCCAACAAAGCUGGACCAAUGUGAUAAAGAGGAGGGUGUACUAAUGAUGAAAAUGUCAGUGCCAGAUGAGUCCAACACACCACUUGUUCGCAGGUCAAAGCGCUUGGCAGCAAAACGUCUUCAGAAUGGCUGUGGCCCUUUUACCCAGCCAGAGCUCCCCAAACGUCACCUGAGGCAUGGUGCAAGGAGGCAUGAGGACAGCAGAUGUGGCCAGGGCAAUACAUUGCAAUGUCCCUACUGUGAGACGCCAGACAGCACUACAGAGAGACAGGAAGCACAGCUGAUCGUCCUCGCAGUGGCAGGCCAGGUGUAA
Molecule: messenger RNA, 1997 nt
Organism: Sander lucioperca (pikeperch)
Lineage: Eukaryota; Metazoa; Chordata; Actinopteri; Perciformes; Percidae
Exons: 16
Coding region: 93-1997 (634 amino acids)
Cellular component (GO): nuclear pore
Molecular function (GO): structural constituent of nuclear pore
Source: RefSeq, a predicted model, not a curated record